This is a messenger RNA of Prorocentrum cordatum, 717 nucleotides long. The record is from the annotation of a GenBank genome assembly. NCBI's taxonomy places the organism in Eukaryota, Dinophyceae, Prorocentrales, Prorocentraceae.
GCCGGCGGCGUGCUGGGCCAGAGCCGCGAGGCGCGUGGCGUCGCGCAAGGAGGAGCAGAAGGCGUCGAUGAUCACAGUAAUCGUUCUUGGCUUGCUGUUCACCGUGGCGUAUUUCAAUAGCAAGAAGGAGGACGACAAUGAGGACAGGCGCAUCAAGUCGGAGGUGCAGAGGCUCGUCCGCCUGAAGAAGGAGUUCGAGGAGGCCGAGAACAGCGAGGAGACUUCGGACGACAGCCUCUCGGCGUCUCUCCGGGCGGCGCAGGAGAAGCUCGCCAAGGAGGACGGGGAGGGUGACGCCGCGGGAGAGGCGGACAAGAAGGAGGACCAGGGCGACGGCGAGGGUGAGGGCGAGCCAGGCCCGACGGAGGGCGACGAGCCGCCCAAGCCGUCCCCGCCCGCCCCCGAGGGCGGCGGCAAGCCGGCCUGAGGAGGGCGCGCCCAGCCAGGGCCGGCGCCGCAGCGCCAGGCCGGCGCCCCGCCGGAGGAGCCGCGGAGGCGGGGCCUUUUGGUGAGGUCGGCGUAGGUACAGUCUGCGCGCGCCAGUAGGCAUAUAGAACCCCGCCAAGAGAUCAAAGGCGUCGUCGUCGCCGUUGUCGUCGUCGCUGUCUUCGCGUCGCCCUUUCGUCGUCGUCGUCGUCGCUAUCGUCGUCGUCGUCGUCGUCGUCGUCGUCGUCGUCGCUGUCGUCGCGUCGCCCUGUCGUCGUCGUCGUCGUCGCU